Messenger RNA from Hordeum vulgare subsp. vulgare (domesticated barley), 1202 nucleotides. RefSeq names its product protein DEHYDRATION-INDUCED 19 homolog 5-like. The transcript has 5 exons. The record is from RefSeq and is a predicted model, not a curated record. The coding region runs from base 374 to 1072 and encodes 232 amino acids. Lineage: Eukaryota; Viridiplantae; Streptophyta; Magnoliopsida; Poales; Poaceae.
UUCAAGCAAUAACUUGGUUAAUAAGCAAUGCAAAAGCAACUUCAAGGUACCCUUUCAGAUGCCAAGGCAGUGAUACGCUUACAACUUCUAGGAAGCAGGGAUUUUCCUCGAUUUUCCUACUGUUUACUCUGAAAAAAAUUCCUUUUGCAACGCGAAUGGUCCUGAAAAUCUAUGUUGUCUCUUUAUGCAUCCUCCUUUUGCCUUUUCCUAUUUUUCCCUGCUCCUACUUUUGAGUCACCAGCAACACAGAAAAAAAUAAUUAUGUGGACAGAAAAAGGCAGGAGUCCCCGGGAGAGAGCCGUAUAUAAAUCGAAAUCCACGGCCUAGGAGGAGUUGUGAUCCAGCCCCAAUUCCUCUGUGAUCACUUGCUUGGAUGUGCUGUGUCAGUUACAGUGACCCCUCUCCUCCUCUUCCUGCCGAGGAGAAGAGCAAAGAGGAGGAGGAGCAGCGGUGCGGCGCAGCCAUGGAGGUGGAUGCAGAGGCCUCCUACAGCUAUGGCUUCCUCCCCCAAGGCAGGCACCAGCCCUGCUAUGCCCCACCCCCUCCUCCACCAGAUGGUGAACUGUGGGAGUACUUCCCUUGCCCUUUCUGCUACAUCGAGGUUGAAAUGCCCUUCAUCUGCAGCCAUCUGCAGGAGGAACACUGCUUUGACACCAGAAAUGCUGUUUGCCCGAUAUGCGCCGAGAAUCUAGGGAAGGACAUGUCCGCGCAUUUCAGAUUCCAACACUCGCAUCUUCUUAAGAGGAGGAAGCCUUCGAGGCCGAGCAGCUCACCAUGGCCAGCAGCAGCAGCACCAUCCCCAUAUGAAGUGAACCCCUACCCCUACAUGAUGAGCAGCAGGCCAUGCCAGGACCCUGAGCCUGACCCACUGCUCUCCCAGUUCAUCUGCCGCGGCAGCACCGACAAAACCGAAACCGAGCUGGGAUCACGCGACGGAGCAAGCCAGCACCAUCGCCCGAGCAGCGCUCAUCUGUUAGCGGAUACCCAGAGGCCUGUGAGCCGGCUGGAGCUGGAGGAGAGGCUGCAGAGGAUUGAGUUCCUUGCUGAGAUCAUCACAUCAACCAUUCUUUAGUUAAAUUAUAAUCUCUAAUUGUGUUGAUGUCUAGGGUUUCUUGACCAGUUUUAAGCCUGUGUUUUAUGAUCCAGAUGUACUAUGUAACCUUGGCUAUCUAUCUAUACAAAAUUUGCAUGCUUUGCACUUA